Messenger RNA from Eurytemora carolleeae, 2203 nucleotides. It is a transcript of the gene sll, whose product is annotated as adenosine 3'-phospho 5'-phosphosulfate transporter 1. Gene Ontology annotation, biological process: transmembrane transport. The transcript is spliced from 10 exons. Gene Ontology annotation, molecular function: 3'-phosphoadenosine 5'-phosphosulfate transmembrane transporter activity. Lineage: Eukaryota; Metazoa; Arthropoda; Copepoda; Calanoida; Temoridae. The record is from RefSeq and is a predicted model, not a curated record. Gene Ontology annotation, cellular component: Golgi membrane; endoplasmic reticulum membrane. Bases 20 to 1309 code for a protein of 429 amino acids.
AUGAUAAUGAAAAACUAAGAUGACGCCAGAAGAGAUCAGGUUGUGCUCCAUUCUCUUCGGAUGGGGCACCGCCAUAUACAUCACAACAUAUGUGGCGCAGAACCUCAUCGAAAAGGACGAAAGUAUGUGGUUUGUUACACUGUUCCUAAACUUGCUGGGAUACUCGACUGUUCUACUCCCGGGAUACCUAGGACUUAGAUAUGUCCGAGAAUCUGGAUACUUGGAUCGUGGGACUGGAAGGUUCGCUUCAAUUGUCAAAUUAGUAUUUAAGGGUCGUGAGGAUAGUGUAGAAGAGGAGAUACUAGCUAAGACUGAGCGAGAUGAGAAGAAGGAACGAACCCUUCUCCAGGAUACCCUUCAGCUCACCUUCUGUGCUGGAGGGCUUCAAGUAUCCUACCUUACCUGGGGUAUACUUCAGGAGAAGAUAAUGACACGUGAGUACCAGGACUCAGCAGGAAGUACGCAAAAAUUCACCGACGCUCAGUUCCUCGUCUUCGUCAACAGAAUCCUUGCCUUCGCUGUGGCCCUGGUUGUCAUUAUGCUCCGCAGUCAGCCGAGGCAUAAAUCUCCCCUUUACAAGUAUUCCUUCUGUAGUUUCUCUAAUAUAAUGUCCAGCUGGUGCCAGUACGAAGCAUUGAAGUACGUCAGCUUCCCAACACAGGUUCUGGCUAAGGCAAGCAAAGUUAUCCCCGUGAUGUUGAUGGGUAAAAUCGUGUCAAACAAGAAGUAUGAGUUCUACGAGUACCUGGUGGCCGUCCUUAUCUCCCUCGGUAUGAUUGCCUUCAUGCUGGGUAAGGAGUCUGGAGCACACUCUGAUAGUGUGACUACUGUUAGUGGGAUAAUUAUCCUUGUUGGAUAUAUGUCCUUCGAUUCAUUUACUUCAAACUGGCAGGAUUCACUCUUUAAGGAAUACAAGAUGUCCCACGUUCAGAUGAUGGCAGGAAUAAAUUUAUUCUCGUGUCUUCUGACCAGCAUAUCUCUUCUUCAACAGGGGGUCUUCCUUACCUCAUUGCUCUUCAUGUCCCAGUUCCCCCAGUUUGUAAGUGAUUGUAUAAUAUUAUCGCUGUGCUCUGCCUGCGGUCAGCUGUUCAUCUAUUACACAAUCAGUACAUUUGGACCUGUCGUCUUCACAAUCAUCAUGACAGUACGCCAGGUUCUUGCUGUACUCCUCUCAUGCAUUGUUUACCAACACGCUAUAACUGCCGCGUCGAUGAGCGGAGUUGUGAUCGUCUUCUUUGCCUUGUUUUUGAAGAUCUACGGCGGUUAUCAGAUGAAACAGAAGAAAAAGUUGGGAAUGGUAAAAACCUAAAAUGAAAGGAAAUCAAAAUUUACAUUAAACUUAGUUUUUUUGACUUAAUAAGAAAAACUGUUUUGACAUCUUGCUCGAAACUAGAUGUAAAAAAAACUGUAAAUAUGGUAGCAUGAUAUCGGGUUUCUUAAACUUACACUAUGGUUUUAAAUUAGUUUUACAAUAAAACUUUUUGUCCCUUCACAGUAUUAUCCUCCCAUUGGCCGUCAUUAUUUGUUCACAUUCUUGCUUUUGCAAUUCAUUUUAAUUCUAUGAUACAUAAAGAUUAUGGUGAGUCGAUUUUGGAACCAAAUUCUAGUGGUUUAUCUGCCCCUAACCAUUUAAAGAACUUAAGGAUUACAUGCCACUGACCCCCUAUUCUCUAAGGGGUAAAUUGAAAAAUCCACCCCUCAAUAUAAAGAAUAUAGAAAAUAGACGCCUAAUCGAGUACGCUUCAUGUUCAUUGCACAUAUUGUUGUCAAUCAACCAUGUUCUCUAUAACAAUAAGAACUUCCAAGAAUAAGUAGAAAAUUCUAGCAACCAAUUUAUUGACUUGAUAAUUUGAACUGAUAUUUUUCAUUUACCUAGCUUUAUAAUAUUUAUAUUUUUGUACUGUGUUGUGUUAAAAUAUUUUGUUAAUGUUAAUUCAAUGUUUAUCUAAUAGCUAAACUUAUGAAUCUUCUAUUUACAAUUUUGUUUUUGGAAAAAAUAUAGACACAAAUUUUAAGGUAAAGCUAACCUUUUUUACCAGGAAAUGCAAAUUAUGGCCUAAAAUGAUUAAAUAAAUUUGUUCGGCAUUUUUUUGGAAUUGUGAUCCCUCCCCUGGUAAAGUUAUGUAAGCCUUACUUAGCUUGGUAAGCUUGGUAAAUGUUUUUGAAUAAUUUGUUUAGAGAAUAAUAAAAACUGUACAAUGUC